This is a messenger RNA of Zophobas morio, 861 nucleotides long. RefSeq lists its product as uncharacterized. The coding region runs from base 1 to 861 and encodes 286 amino acids. The transcript is spliced from 4 exons. NCBI's taxonomy places the organism in Eukaryota, Metazoa, Arthropoda, Insecta, Coleoptera, Tenebrionidae. The record is from RefSeq and is a predicted model, not a curated record.
AUGGGAGAAGUAUUUAAUGGAAUCUUAGCCUUGAAACCUUCGGGUAGUGCAGGUCCGGAUGGGAUUCCAACACAAUUUUUAAUACCGUGUGUGUUUAGCCUAUGUAAGCCCAUUCAAUAUUUAUUCAAUUUAUCCAUUUCCUCUGGUAAAUUUCCUGAUUUUUGGAAAACAAGUUACUUGAUACCAAUUUACAAAUCUGGUGACAAGGAGCUUAUAACAAACUAUAGGGGGAUUUGCAAUCAGUCUGUGUUACCAAAACUUCUAGAUCGAUUAAUUGCUGAGCAGUUAAAAGUAGUAUGUAAACAGAUAAUCGUCGAUGAACAACAUGGAUUCUGUCAAGGCAGAUCAACUCCAACAAAUCUACUUAUUUACCAAAACUAUAUUGUAAGCAGUCUUGAGGGGGGUAAUCAAGUUGAUUUGGUCUAUGAAGAUUUUUCAAAAGCGUUGGAUAGGGUUAAUCAUCAAAUUUUAAUAUAUAAACUCAAUGCAAUGAAUUUUGAUGAUAGGUUUGUUAAGUGGGUAGAAAGCUUCAAUACAACUCGUUCUCAACUAGUAAAAAUCGGCAAAUUCCUCUCAAAGGCAGUUAUUGUAAAAUCCGGAGUUCCUCAGGGGUCCCAUUAUGACUUGAAAAUAUUUAGGAGUAUAUCUUCGGUACUGGACUGUUCGCUUCUCCAGAGUGAUCUCCUAAAGGUUGAAAAUUGUUGCAAAUGGAACGAUAUGGAAACAAAUUUUGACAAAAUAUGCAAGUGUGGUAUGGUCGCCUAUGUAUAUGACCCAUAUCAAAAGUUUGGAAAAGGUUCAAAAUUCGUUUCUACGCACUUGUGCAUGGAAAUUAGGCGGCAGAGGCUUGUUAGCCGCUAG